This is a messenger RNA of Ostertagia ostertagi, 351 nucleotides long. The record is from the annotation of a GenBank genome assembly. NCBI's taxonomy places the organism in Eukaryota, Metazoa, Nematoda, Chromadorea, Rhabditida, Trichostrongylidae.
CCUCUCCUCCUGCUCGUUAAUGUACAUAGCCGAUGCGAUUUACCUCGUACUAAAAGGAUUCGAAAUUACGAGGUUUUCAAUAUUGAAGGAAAUGAAAUUACUGAAUUCCCACAGGAAUUCGAAGAGCUGACCUCAAUGAAGGGGCUGAAUGCGGCGAAUAACAAGCUGACAUCAGUCCCAGAAGGAAUAUUCAAUAUGAAGCACCUCGCUAUUCUCGACCUGUCCGGAAACCUCAUUGAAGGUAAGCAGCUCCAACUUUUUUAUCCUUCAGAUUUCUGUGCAAGGACUUUGCAGAAUUUUUUGGAACAAGCGGGUCCACUAAAGACUCCGAGACGCCGGACAAAUGGUCAC